UUCGGUUCUAGGCCUUGAAUUGGGAGCUAGGCGGUUGGCUGGGGAGGAAGCGAGGCGAGUAGCACAAAACAAUGGCGACAGCAGCAAUUGCAGCUGGGGGAGCGGGCUCCGGGGGCCCGGCGGCCGGGCAAGGGGGCAGCGGUGCUUCGACUCUCUCGGUGGGCAGAAAGAAAGAUGGGGGCCCGUCUGCUAAGUACUGGGAGAGCUCGGAGACGGUCUCUCAGCUGGAGUCGGUCCGGCUAUGGAUCGGAAAGCACUACAAGAAGUAUGUCCAGGCUGACUCUCCAUCUAACAAGUCCCUGGCUGGUCUGGUGGUACAGCUGUUGCAGUUCCAGGAGGAUGCCUUUGGAAGGAGAGUCAACAACCCUGCUCUCACCAAACUGCCUGCAAAAUGUUUCCUGGACUUCAAGCCAGGGGGUGCUCUGUGUCACAUCCUGGGUUCAGCUUACAAAUUCAAGAGUGAGCAGGGCUGGCGCCGUUUUGACCUACAGAACCCCUCACGGAUGGACCGGAAUGUGGAGAUGUUCAUGACUGUAGAGAAAACUCUAGUGCAGAACAACUGUCUGACCAGACCCAUUGUAUAUGUGCUUCCUGAUAUUGAGCCAAAACAGGCCAACAAGCUGAAGGACAUCAUCAAGAGACACCAGGGCUCCAUCACAGAGGACAAGACCAAGGCCACACACCACAUCUACCCUACACCCCCCUCGCUAGAUGAAGAGGAGUGGCUGCGUCCUGUUAUGCGCAAGGACAAGCAGGUGCUGGUGCACUGGGGCAUGUACCCCGACAGCUAUGAUACCUGGGUGUCAGCCAGUGAUGUGGAUGGGGAAGUGGAAGAGCCGCCCAACCCUGAGAAACCUUGGAAGGUCCACGCCAAAUGGGUUCUGGACACGGACUCCUUCAACGAGUGGAUGAACGAGGAGGACUAUGAAGUGGACGAGAGCAAGAAGCCUGUGAGUUUCCGCCAGCGCAUCUUCAUGCGCGAUGAGGAGUCAUCCCGCACUCCUGACCGCAAGGACAGGAAGGCAGCUGCCAGUGGGAAAAAGCGGCGGCGUUCACCUUCUCCUCCGCCCACCCCUGUCGAGUCCCGCAAGAAGGGAGGAAAGAAGGGCCACCCCGGCCCAUACUGGAAGCGGCGUGGCCAUCGCGAGGAGGAGGAGCCAGAGGAGGAUCUCACCAAGGAUAUGGAGGACCCUACGCCUGUGCCGAACAUGGAGGAAGUCACUCUGCCCAAGAACGUGAACCCAAAGAAGGACAGUGAGAACACCCCAGUAAAGGGAGGCACCGUGGCCGAUCUGGACGAGCAGGAGGAUGAACCCAUGGUCACUGGAGGCAAGGAGGAGGAAGAGCAGGGCAAGGCCGAGGUGAACCGGCUGAUCGACUCCAGUGAGGACAACGUCACAGAGCAGACGCACCACAUCAUCAUCCCCAGCUAUGCCUCCUGGUUUGACUACAACUGUAUCCACGAGAUUGAGAGGCGUGCCUUACCUGAGUUCUUCAAUGGCAAGAACAAGUCCAAGUCACCCGAGAUAUACCUCGCGUACCGUAAUUUCAUGAUCGAUACGUACCGGCUGAACCCCCAGGAGUACCUCACCUCCACAUCCUGUCGGAGAAACCUGACUGGGGACGUCUGCGCUGUGAUGAGGGUUCAUGCUUUCCUGGAACAGUGGGGGUUGAUCAAUUACCAGGUGGAUGCGGAGAGCCGGCCACUGCCCAUGGGCCCCCCGCCAACCCCCCACUUCAACGUGCUGGCAGACACCCCCUCUGGGCUGGUGCCUCUCCACCACCGCCCUCCCCAGGUCCCAGCUUCCCAGCAGAUGCUGAACUUCCCAGAAAAGGGCAAAGAGAAACCCACGGACCUCCAGAACUUUGGGCUCCGCACUGACAUCUACGCCAAAAAGAACCCCAAGAGUAAAGGAGGCAGUGCUGGCAGGGAGUGGACUGAACAAGAGACCCUGCUGCUCUUAGAGGCCCUGGAGAUGUACAAGGAUGACUGGAACAAGGUGUCAGAGCACGUGGGCAGCCGCACCCAGGACGAGUGUAUCCUUCAUUUCCUGAGGCUGCCCAUUGAGGACCCUUACCUGGAGAACUCGGACGCCUCCCUGGGCCCGCUGGCCUACCAGCCCGUCCCUUUCAGCCAGUCGGGAAAUCCCGUAAUGAGCACGGUGGCCUUCCUUGCCUCUGUGGUUGACCCUCGGGUGGCAGCCGCCGCGGCCAAGGCAGCACUGGAGGAGUUUUCACGGGUACGUGAGGAGGUCCCGGCCGAGCUGGUUGAGGCCCAUGUGAAGAAAGUGCAGGAAGCCGCGAGAAGCACGGGUAGACUGGACCCGGCCUAUGGCCUGGAGAGCAGCGGCAUCGCAGGGACCAGUCCUGACGAGCCCGAAAAGACAGAAUCAACAGAGCCUGAAAAGAUGGAGACUGACUCAGACUCCCAGCAGCCUGAGAAGGCUGAGAGCAAAGAGGAGGUUGAGAAGCCCAGCGAGACAACAGAAAGACAGCCUGAGAGAGAGAAGAUGAAGAACGAGUCCCAGGAGUGCGAGCGAGAGGAAGCUGAAAGUGAGGGAGGAGAGGAAAGCAAAACAGACAAGGAGAAAGAGGAGAGCCAGGAGAGCGGUGAGAUCAGUAAAGAGGGCGAGGGGGAAGAUGGCAGAAAGAAAGUGGAGCCUGAGGUGGAGGAGGGCAACAUUGCCACAGCUGCUGCUGCUGCCCUGGCUUCUGCGGCCACCAAAGCCAAGCACCUGGCUGCAGUGGAGGAGAGAAAGAUCAAGUCACUGGUGGCCCUGCUGGUGGAGACACAGAUGAAGAAGCUGGAGAUCAAGCUGAGACACUUUGAAGAGCUGGAGACCAUCAUGGACAGGGAGAAGGAGGCGCUGGAGCAGCAGAGACAGCAGCUGCUGACGGAGCGGCAGGCUUUCCACAUGGAGCAGCUGAAGUACGCAGAGAUGAAGGCUCGUCAGCAAAUGGAGCAGCAGCAGGCGGCUGCCGCGCAGAAUCCCGGGGCCCACCAUGGUCCCCCACCUGGGAUGAUGGGCCAUCAGCCCCCCUCUGGGUUCCCCCCAAUGCACCACCCCAUGGGCUCUCACCAUCCCCCACAGACAGGGCCGAUGGGAGGGGUCAGCCAGCCCAUGCCUGGGCGUGUCAUGCCCAGUGCCCCGCCCCCUGGUGGGCCUCCCCCUCCCAACAUGCCUCCCAUGAUGGGACCCCGACACCCAGGAGCCCCCAAUGGCAUGUAUCCUACUCCUCCAGCUGGACAGCCUGAUGGAAUAGCACCAGCUCCAGUGGGACCUCCAGUGGCCGCUCCUUCCCGUGUGGCUGAGAAUUAGGGGACACACAGCCUCUCCCCAGGACCUUCCAAAACACCGAACCAAACCCCCCUCCUUCACACAUUUUCGUCCUCCAACGCCCAGUCUCCAUCUGCCCCCCUGUGUGAGUGCAGUCUUUUCCAGGAGAGAGGCACACACACACACACCCCCACCCCUACCCCGCUGCCAGCGCUCUGCUCCUUGGUGUCGGCUACAGACAGAAAGACGUUCAGACAAGCAAUCAUGGAAGGCUGUCUUUCUUUGCUUUUUACCCUCUCUGAAAAUGUAUGCUUACUGUUUCUAAUAGGAAUCAUUUACUGACCUGCUGACAGAGGGUUUGAGUGGUGAGUAGCAGUGAUAGGCGGCUUUGUAGUUCUGGUUUAUUAACGGUGGAGUUUUUAUCGUACGAGAGAUUGAGAGAACAGCCUGGCUCAGUUUGCUUGGAGUUUUUUCUCCUACAAUUUGUUGUUUUUACAUUUUUCUUAAUAAAAAGUAAGACAGCACAUAAUCUGUAAGUAGGGUGUAUUGUACCUCUAGAACAGGGAGUGCAGAGUGCUGCACAGUCAGAGGACUGGGAUUAGGGCAUUUUCUUGUCAAACCUGACAGGGCAGGGAGAGAAGAAAGACAGUGUGGGUCACAGCACUACAGGAUACAGCUGUCACCUUCAUUCUCCUCAUUUCUCUCUCCCUGUAGCUCUAUUUCUGCCUCGGUCUCUCUGCUUCUCUCUGCCUGCCUGUCAUCCUCUCUUUCUCUUAGUCUCUUACUUGCCCUCUUUGUCACGUUUACUGUACAUGUGUUCCUUCUUCACUUACUCCUGAUAAUAAGGCACAGAGAGCACAGCAGUGACUGUGAUGCAGGAAGGGGAGUGAGUGAGAGUGAAAUCACUUUUCAGUCUGCCUUGGGUGGCGGCUGUCCGCAAUUGUGUACCCCACAGGAGCAGGGAAUAUUUGAAGAUCCUCUAAACACUUAAUAGACCCUGUUUCACCUCCACGUCCCCUCCUGUCCUUGCCCUCAAUCUAGCAGUAACCAUAGGCAUCUUUAGUCUUUCCUUUUUGACUAUCUACCUCGGACCCCUGGCCCCUGGGUCUCCUCUCUGGCGUCCCCUACUGUUGAUGGCUUGUCAGUAACGUGUGAGGUUUGAGCUGCAUUCACACUGGCUCUGUUGGCUUAAGAAAUGGAUGUGUUGGAUAGAUUUCUUCUCCUGUAAGUCGAGGUUAAUUAGAAAUGUGUGCACACUUUGAAAGCAGAGGAUCUAUUCUCUUGCAGUGCUCAUGUCAUCAGGAAAUAUUUGAUCAAGACUUUUUCUUUUGAUCUUAUCUUCUAUAUAUUAGCAUUAACAAUGUGAAUUCCCUGCUGCUUGAGAUAUGAGAGCAGUGAUGUAGUUAAACGAGACAGCAGUGUAAACAGCACUUUUAAUGAGCUACUAAGAGGCCGUCUUACACUGAUGAUACUGCUGUGUACACUACAUAGCAACAAGCCACCUGGAGACACUGGACAGAUCAAUAAUAAUGCAAAAGGAUUCUAAUGUUCCCUAUGCAAAAUGGCAGACAAGUUGCCAAACGAGCUCUCAUACAUUAAAAAAAAAUUCGUAGGAAUUGAUGAGCAAGAAACUAGCAGUUGCUCAAUGCAAAACUUCUCAGCUGGAGUGAUCUUUAAGACCGCUGCUGAUACAGAGAUUUUCUCUUGAUUUGAAGAUAAUUACACUGUGGUCCCUGCAGACAGCAUGACUUUCAAGUGGAGUCAUUUUGCAUUCCUCCACUUGCGUGUGAUUAUUUUGUCUUCUAAUCCAGAAGGCAGAUAGACCUUUGAGGUCUAAGAGUCAAGAGAACAGCCCCCACUCUGGUUUAGUGCUUUCUCUGGUCAGGCAGUGCGGUGUCUGGGUUUCUGAUGGCUUACCAACAUCAGCACCUCGCUGAACUGGUUUCUGACACUGCAGACGUUUUAGCACCAAGGGUGGCGACACUUGCAAAUGAGCCCAGACGUGGUGCCGGGGGUAUUUUCCUCCCUCUUUGCGUGGGCUUGAGUGCAUGUUGUACAGUAAACACAAGCCCAUGCACACAGCCUGAAGAUCUUCUUUUCUAGCCCCUCCCCACCUCAACCCACCAACUUCGGACAGUAUCGCAGCAGCCUGGAAUGCCCUUGUCGUGUGCAGAGGUUGUUCUGUUUCAUCUUCUGCUUUACUUCUGCAUGCAUAGGAAGCAGGGCCUAGAUGGUUUAGGUGGUGUGAAGCAGUCAGUCGGACUGACUGCAGUGCAUUCCUGCUGAGUGGAGGCCCUCCGGCCACGCUUUCCUCAGGUGACGUUACUAACAGACUGAUUGCAGCAGGGCCCCCUUUCUGCUGCGCCCCCUCUCCUCCAAUCGUUUUAUCACAGGUAACGGGAACCAAACUGCUUUGCCCUAUACAUUUCCUUUAAUGGCUUCUUUUUAUUUUAUUUUAAUAUUGUCUUUUUUUAAAAAAGGACUUGGCUUAGACCCACUUUCUGUUCUCAAAGUUUGUAGUUUUUCUUUUUUUUGUAAUUGUCAAAUUGGUACUGAGACCUUAACACUGUCAAAUAAAACUUGUGUUUUGUAUGAAACUGUG
Messenger RNA from Lepisosteus oculatus (spotted gar), 5880 nucleotides. RefSeq names its product SWI/SNF related BAF chromatin remodeling complex subunit C1a (gene smarcc1a). Gene Ontology annotation, cellular component: SWI/SNF complex; npBAF complex; nBAF complex. Gene Ontology annotation, molecular function: histone binding; nucleosomal DNA binding. NCBI's taxonomy places the organism in Eukaryota, Metazoa, Chordata, Actinopteri, Semionotiformes, Lepisosteidae. Gene Ontology annotation, biological process: positive regulation of DNA-templated transcription. The record is from RefSeq and is a predicted model, not a curated record.